AUGAUCCGAGAUACACUCAUUUUCGACCGACAUUUGCAAAUAUGUGCCAUUAUAACCCGAAUUGGCCAACCAACAGACUCUCCCCAUCGAGAGACUAGAGCCGUGUACGACGUUUCAGAUACAUUCUGCCCAAUUCAGCAACCAAGUACUCACCACUGA
Molecule: messenger RNA, 159 nt
Organism: Blumeria graminis f. sp. triticale
Lineage: Eukaryota; Fungi; Ascomycota; Leotiomycetes; Helotiales; Erysiphaceae
Source: the annotation of a GenBank genome assembly